AUGGGCGCCAUGCGUAUUGCGCUCAUCGUGCUUCUGGCUACCUUCCAGACAUCUUCAGGCACCAGUCACCGACACCAAGCCAAGUUCUUGGCACGAGAGCCUACUGUAAAGGUCAUUGAUUCGGAUGCAGUCCCGCUAACCAAUGAGCAAAGGCAAGACUCUGUGGUGCGAAUCACCGAUGUCUCAGUGCAGAAGGUCGAUGACCAGACGCCACAGGAGCAAGAUGACAUCAAGAUCGAGGUGAUCGGCAUGCACACCAAGAUGGUGAUCCCCGGAAGUGCUCCUCCGACAAUGCCUCCAGACGCGAAGGAGGCAGAAAAGGCGGCAAUGAAGAUGUUUGAAGACAUGUUUGAGGCCUGGGGUGGAAAAGUCCCAGAGGUGUCCUCUGUGAAGGCCUUGGGCAAGGAAGACCGGGGAAGAUUGGUGCCUUUUGGCCGCCAAGAACCAAAGAUGUGCAUCAGUGUUACUGUGCUAGUACCAGAGUUCACCAUGAAGGACUCUGUCACCAAGAUCAUUGAGGGCCGCAUCUAUAAAGCUGUGGAGGUGGUAGGCAAUGCAACUCAGAAGGCCACAGCCACCGUGGCUGCUACGGCCUCUGCGAAGCAGCAUGCCAUGGUGCAGGCCGAAGCAACUGGGAAGGGCAGUUACAAUGCCACGGCGACGGCCCAUGCGGAGCAUACAGCCUAUGCGGAGGCCACCGAUCAGGUGACGGCCAGCUAUCAGGCCUCCGCAACAGCGCUGGCCGGAUCUCCCGUCAAGGAGAACAGUGACGUUAUCACAAAGGCUCACAUCAAAAUCGAAGCCCAGGCCACUUCUGUGGAGAAGGCCACAGCCAGCGCCACGCGCAGAGCCAACGCCACCAGGUCCGCCUCUGCCACUGUCAACGAAGGUGUUGAUGUGCAGCUGUCUCAGACCGGCACAGGCGAAGGUGAUGCCGAAGUGUCCAAGACCGCCAGUGCCACUGCGGAAGACACGGAGACGGUGACGAAGACCAUGAAGGUUGGUUCUGAAGGUGUGGGCAAGUUGAAGAAGUUUUUCGAGGCCUCAGCCACUGCCCAGUCUUGGGUUGCAUCAAAGGCUUGCAUUUCAGCUCGCAAGGCACGAAGCUUGUUGGAUUCGACUGCCAUGCAGCUGCAUGGAAUUCCCUUCGCACUGGCUGUCUACAACAAGGCCCACGCCGUAGCCUUCGAGAAGGCCAAGGGCAAGGCUGCUGAGAUGGCCCUCAACACUGCCCAGGGGGCAGCAAAGAGACAGGUGGAGAGAGAGCUGAUAGCCCAGAUCCAAAGCUAUGCCAAGGAGCAUUCAGCGGAGCUGAAGGACUUGGCCAUGGAGGAUGCUGUUAAAAGCACCUUGGGUCAAAAGAAACAGCUGGAGGCCAUAGCAACCGCGGGAUGUGAGCCAUGGUCAUCGGCCAGUGGCCAGGAAUGGAGUUGACUUGAGGUUGACUCUCAAAUGCUGUUCUGAUGGAGCCGAAGGGUUCUUGCG
Messenger RNA from Cladocopium goreaui, 1485 nucleotides. The record is from the annotation of a GenBank genome assembly. Lineage: Eukaryota; Dinophyceae; Suessiales; Symbiodiniaceae.